AUGGCCGAAGGGGGCCUCGUGCGCGAUGUGCGCGCGGCCCUGGGCGCCGAGCUGGGGGCCGUUCCCAUCAGUAUAGAGUGGCUCCGCGACACGCAGCUCGCGCACGACGCGUCGCGGCUGGUGCACCAGGUGCGCGCGCAGCUCCUUGCCUCGGAUCUGCACGACUCGCUCGAGCAUGCUCAGAAUACGUGGGACCAUGCGCUUGUGCAGAUCGUCGACGUGCUCGAUGUUGGCGUGUCGGCCCAGUCCCUCUUCGAUACUCUCGAGGCCCGUGCUACUGCGCCUGGGACGCCGUUUGCGCGUGGCAUGCUGCGCUGGCGACUCGGCGAUGGGUUCCAAGAGCCUAUCUGCGCCUACGAACUUGAGCGCAUCCCGUCCCUCGACUUGGACACGCAUCUAGGCACGAAGCUCCUGCUGCACCAGCCGCCCCAGGAGCGCGGCGUGCUUCUGCUGGGCCCAGCGCAUGUGCGUGUCCUUGGCGGUUUUCACCCUGAGUGGGACUCGGCGGCGCUUCUGCAGCAGCGGAUCUGCGGGAUCCUCGGUCGCACGCCGACAUGGAAACAAGCCCGCGCAGCACACGGCCCCCGGCCGGCCGACCCUCCUGCAUGGCCGCACGAGGUGCCUGCUCAACCCACGCACGAGCCUGACAUGCUAUCGGACGACGUAUGGGACGUCGAUGCGGAGCAGGCAUUGCUGGAGGCCGAGGGCGCCCUUGCUACAGCACCGCCCGCUGCAGCGCCUGGCGGGGCACCACCGCGGCGCCCAGCGUCCACGCUGCUACAGCAGCUCGAGCACGUGGCAACGCCAACGCCGCCGACCUCCUCGGCGCCCAGCAUGCCGCCCUGCUCGAACGAGCAGCUUAAGAUACCCACGCGUGGCACGCCUGUGCGUCCGCCCUUUCAGGCCACGAUCAGCCUCGUCUCCUCAGACGACGAGGCGCCUGCCGGACCGCCGACUAUCUGCGUGUCCGACUCGGACGACGAGGCGCGCUGA
Molecule: messenger RNA, 993 nt
Organism: Malassezia sympodialis ATCC 42132
Lineage: Eukaryota; Fungi; Basidiomycota; Malasseziomycetes; Malasseziales; Malasseziaceae
Exons: 2
Coding region: 1-993 (330 amino acids)
Biological process (GO): resolution of meiotic recombination intermediates; double-strand break repair via homologous recombination
Cellular component (GO): RecQ family helicase-topoisomerase III complex; nuclear body
Source: RefSeq, a predicted model, not a curated record